UUGAGCAGAGGGGCUGGUGUUUUUUAGAGAAUAAAUACGGAUGGGAGAAAGCGUCCCUUCAGAAUUCAGUCAUGCAUUAAGCAGUGACAUCAUUUUGUUGGAUAUAAAUAUCUCGGUGUGUGCCAGGCCAGCGGAGCCACUCCAGCACCCCCAGCAGCAGCUACACACACCGACCACCUCGCAGCACGGCUGGGGUAAUGCCCACGAGCGUCUUCGGGAAUCGGAUGUGUUUCUAGUGUGCGCACGGUUCCUCGUGCACUGGCACGACACACAGAGCUUUUCAGUGAGCUCGGGAUACACCACAACAACGCAAUGAUAGAAGAAGAAGAAGAAGAAGAAGUGGCCUAGCGGAGCCAGAGGACUGACAAGAGUUUCCUUUUUGGAAGAAUGAAUGUUCCUCUUUCCCUUUUUACCUUUGCUCUGCUGCAGUUGAUUAGCGCCGCUGUGGUCGCCGUCUCCACCGCCGUAGUCGCUGGAUCCCUUGGACACGUUUCCUUGGAAGACCAACUUCUGGAAGCGGGUACAGUCAGUGGUUCCGGACGCAGGACUUGCAGACUGUACUGUCGGGUUGGCAUUGGUUUUCAUCUUCAGAUACACACUGACGGACGAGUUAACGGCAGUCAUGAACCCAAUCGGUUAAGUGUCCUGGAGCUCUUUGCUGUAUCUCAGGGUGUCAUCGGUAUCCGAGGAGUCUACAGUAACAAAUUCCUUUCCAUGAACAAGAGAGGAAGGCUUCACGCUGUGGAGCGGUUCACGGACGACUGUAGAUUCCGGGAGCGUUUCCAGGAGAACAGUUACAACACGUACGCCUCAGUGUUGCACCGGAACCACCGGACGGGACGGGACUGGUACGUGGCCCUCAACAAGAGAGGCAAAGCCAAGAUGGGCUCCAGCCCCAGGGUCAAAUCACAGCACGUCGCCACGCACUUCCUCCCCAGGCUCAACCUGCACGACCUGCAGAGCGAACGAGGCUUCAGCAUCACAGACAGGAGUAAAGAGAGGAGGAAAAGCCUCCCGGUGGCACCUCAGCCGCCCUCGCAGCCGAAGAUGAACCUUAAUACAGGAACAGGGAAGAGGGUGCAGACUGUCAAGUACUGGCCAAAGUUUCGGUUCGGAUAGACUGAGGAGAGGUUCAUGUCAACGAAGACUGUAGGUUGAGUGCUGUAGCCUGGAAUCCAUGAUAGGAUUCAGGAUUGCCAGACUGCUGUAGUGAAACAAUGGUGAAACAGAGUUCCAGGCUAUGUGGAUUGGAUUAGGGCUGAAUAGCGGGAACUGUGUUGCCGAGAUUAACAGAGAUUUUCCCGCCUAAAACCACUCCCUUUUCCCAGGAUGAAUAACUGCAAAAAACAGUCAAUUAUACACUGAACAAAAAUGUUAAUGCAGCACGCAACAAUUUCAAAGAUUUUACUGAGUUACAGUUCAUAUAAGGUAACCAGUCAAUUAAAAUAAAUUCAUUAGGCCCUAAUCUAUGGAUUUCACAUGACUGGGAAUACAGAUAUGCAUCUGUUGGUCACAGAUACCUAAAAAUAAAGGUAGGGACGUGGAUCACAAAACCAGUCAGUAUCUGGUGCGACCAUUUGUCUCAUGCAGCGCGACUCAUCUCCUUCACAUAGAGUUGAUCAGGCUGUUGAUUGUGGCCUGUGGAAUGUUGUCCCACUUCUCUUCAAUGGCUGGUGGGAACUGGAACACGCUGUUAUACACGUCAAUCCAGAGCAUCCCAAACAUGCUCAAUGGUUGAAAUGUCUGGUGAGUAUACAGGCUAGGGAAGAACUGGGACAUUUUCAGAUUCCAUGCAUUAUCAUGCUGAAACAUGAGGUGAUGGCGGCGGAUGAAUGGCACAACGACAAUGGGCCUCAGGAUCUCAUUAUGGGUAUCUCUGUGCAUUCAAAUUGCCAUGGACAAAAUGCAAUUGUGUUAGUUGUCUGUAGCUUAUGCCUGCUCAUACCAUAACGCCACCAUGGGGCACUCUGUUCACAACGUUCAUAUCAGCAAACCGAUCGCCCACACAAAGCCAUACACACUGUCUGCCAUCUGCCCGGUACAGUUGAACCCGAUUCAUCCAUGAAGAGCACACUUCUCCACAUGCCAGUGGCCAUCGAAGGUGAGGAGUUGCCCACUAAAGGCGGUUAUGAUGCCUAACUGCAGUUAGACCCUGGUGAGGAACGACAAACACGCAGAUGAGCUUCCCUGAGACAGUAUCUGACAGUUUGUGCAGGAAUUCUUUGGUUGUACAAACCCACAGUUUCAUCAGCAGUCCGGGUGGCUGGUCUCAGAAUAUCCCGCAGGUGAAGAAGCUGGGGUCCUGGGCUGGGCUGUGGUCCUGGGCUGGUGUCCUGGGCUGUUGUCCUGGGCUGGGGUCCUGGGCUGGGCUGGGGUCUGGGUUGAGGUCCUGGGCUGGUGUCCUGGGCUAGGGUCCUGGGCUGGGGUCCUGGGCUGGGGUCAUGUGCUGGUGUGGUUUGUGCUGUGGCAUUGUGUUGUAUGACAAAACUGCACAUUUGAGUGUGGCCUUUUAUUGCCCCCAGCACAAGGUGCACCUGUGUAAUGAUCAUGCUGUUUAAUCAGAUACUUGAUAUUCCACACCUGUCAAGUGGAUGGAUUAUCUUGGCAAAAGAGAAAUUCUCAAUAACAGUGAUGUAAUACUAAUUUGUACACAACAUUUGAGAGAAAUAAGCUUUUUGUGCAUAUGGAACAUUUCUUGGAUCUUUUAUUUCAGCCCAUGAAACAUGGGACCAACACUUUACUGAACAAAAAAUAUAAAUGCAACAUGUAGAGUGUUGGGCCAAUGGCAAAGUUGUGAACAGAGUGGCCCAUGGUGGCGGUGGGGUUAUGGUAUGGGCAGGUAUAAACUACGGACAACGAACACAAUUGCAUUUUAUCGAUGGCAAUUUGAAUGCACAGAAAUACCGUGAGGAGAUUCUGAGGCCCACUGUGAGGCCCAUCUUUUUUUUAAGGCAUUCCCAGGUGCGUAUUUGUAUUCCCAGUCAUGUGAAAUCCAUAGAUUAGGGCCGAAUUAAUUGAUUUCAACUGACUGAUUUCCUCAUAUGAACUGUAACUCAGUCAAAAAUUGUUUAAGUGGUUACAUGUUGCAUUCAUAUUUUUGUUCGGUAUAAUUAUAGUCCUAUUCAAGCAUGUCAUUACAAUGAUGAUGAUAACAAAACGUAUUUAAUUUAACUGUUGAAAGCGAGAAAGUAAUUAAGUAACAGAAAGAGGAGGGAGGCGAAUACGAACAUUGUACAACAUUAGCGGAAAUAUUAUGAAAGGUUGGCCUAUAUAUGUGAGUCAACCUACUAUUUCUAAAAAUGCCAAAUAGGCCCUAGUAUAUUUCUAGAUUAAAAUUAAAUUCACUAGCCUAUACUUGUAACUUUUUAGGCUGCAUGUCCUGCACCAGCAUCGUAUGUUCUCUCCCAACUUCAUGGUUUAGAACGAGGUGCGUAAUUCCAGUUAUAUAACACAGUAUAAUACAAUACAGUACAGUAAUACAGCUCACACUCAAAAAGAUUAACCUACUAGAGCUAGUUCCAUUUAUUUAGCCAAGAGAGUAUAUAGCUAGCUACAUCUAUGGGCUUUUCUGUUUUUCUGUUGAGCGUAAUGUGCAGUAUCGUCUAUCAUGUUCAUUUAUUCGAUAACGGGCACAAUCAUUUGGCCGUUUUGGGGCUUGGGCUCAUAAAAUGCAUUUAAUUGUAGGCCAUCGGGCUCAGGUAGCAUUGAGUAUGAAUUAUCAUGCCGAUCAAAGCUCUAAUCAAAUCCAGACAUAUUCAUAUAUAUUCUUUAGAGUCCGUCCAACUCAUUCCAAGGAGGGGCCGAGUGUCUGCAGGUUUUCCCUCCUUCCUUUUACUUGACUGAUGAAUUAAGGUCACUAAAUUAGCAAAGAAUUUCCCUCACCUGGUUGUCUGUCUUAAUUGAAAUGAGAGAAAAAAGUAACAGUCAUCUAGGCCGUCCAUGGAAUGAGUUGGACAUCCCUUGCUUUAGAACUUCCAGUUUGGGCGCAAAAUACCUGGUUACCCGGGGAAAAAAAGUUAUUUAUUCUCUAGAUGGAUGAUUUGUAAAAUACCGGGAAAAUAUUCAGCCCAAGGUUGGAUGGAUUUCUGGGCACAUCAACAGGACUUCUGUUCCGUGUUUAUUUUUCUGAACUUUGACUUUUCCAUUAUUAGAAGCAUUCCUGUUGUCAUACAGUACAGGUAUGUAAAGUGAGUUCAAAACCAAAGGGAUGUCAAAUGCAACCGUUGAGUUUUGUAAUUGUAAAGCUUUGAUGUUACUGUCACGUUGGCGUGAAGGGUCAGGAGACAGGCGCAGGAAUGCGUAAUAGUGUUUUUUAUUAAGCCCAAAUGACAGAAUGUCCCGUGUAAAGGCAAGGGGACGAUGACCAAACAAACACUUUUACAAAACACAGGGUUGACCCGAAACAAAAGAGCGAGGAGUGCCUUGAAUAAAUAACACAAGUGCACAAUGAUUAUCAUACGGGACGAGACCUGUAAUCAUCUGCUCAAUCCACAAGGGCACGAAAGCCCAAAACACACAGCAUAGGUACUCACACGCACCAAGGGACAUUGUAACAAUAAUCGACAGCCCAGUGGAAACCAAAGGGCACACUGAUACAGGUACUGAUCGGUGGGAACAGGGGACAGGUGUGUGUAAUGAAAGUUCCGGAGGGAUCCGUGACAGUUACCAAUGGUUUGGGUUUUGGAAAAUGCUUUUACGAAGUGGUUCACGUUCUUACCCCCUUUUUUAGGAGGUAUUGUUCUCCUUCUGUGAAAAACUCUUGAAUCUCUAUGAGAUUGUUCAUGUCUAAACCAAGUUCACACAAGGUUGUUGUUUUCUUCCUUCUCAAAAGUCAUCUGAAAUCCACGUCCCACGAUCACUGUUAGGGUAUGAAAAGAUCAGACAAACUUCAGUUUUGGGGUGAACCAUCCCUUUAAUCGGGCCAACUAAAAAGACAAAGUGACUAGUUGAUCUCCAGGGUCUUGAACAGCUGGGGGGGGGAUCAAGUAGUAAACUGUCCAUCAGAACUAUCCUAUAUUUUAGCAGCCGGCUGUCACGAGAGAAAAAUCCCCUGUCAUGACCCUGCGGCCUGAGGAAUUCCUCCCUGGAGGACAGUUCCAUGGGAUAAAGAUGCCUAGAAGGGCCGUGUUUUGGAGAAGGCUCAAGCCAUAGGUGUAUCGGAUGGCAUAAAGGCAGACAGCCGCUGUCCGUGUAGAAGGAAAACUGUGAGGAGGAGGAGGAGGGGGGUUGGAUAGUUUUGAAGACUGGUUUGGUUCGUAACCCAGGUCUUCUGGAUGCUAUACAACUGUGUUGUCCCUCUGGGCUAACCCAGGUCUUCUGGAUGCUAUACAACUGUGUUGUCCCUCUAGGCUAACCCAGGUCUUCUGGAUGCUAUACAACUGUGUUGUCCCUCUGGGCUAACCCAGGUCUUCUGGAUGCUAUACAACUGUGUUGUCCCUCUAGGCUAACCCAGGUCUUCUGGAUGCUAUACAACUGUGUUGUCCCUCUAGGCUAACCCAGGUCUUCUGGAUGCUAUACAACUGUGUUGUCCCUCUAGGCUAACCCAGGUCUUCUGGAUGCUAUACAACUGUGUUGUCCCUCUAGGCUAACCCAGGUCUUCUGGAUGCUAUACAACUGUGUUGUCCCUCUAGGCUAACCCAGGUCUUCUGGAUGCUAUACAACUGUGUUGUCCCUCUAGGCUAACCCAGGUCUUCUGGAUGCUAUACAACUGUGUUGUCCCUCUAGGCUAACCCAGGUCUUCUGGAUGCUAUACAACUGUGUUGUCCCUCUAGGCUAACCCAGGUCUUCUGGAUGCUAUACAACUGUGUUGUCCCUCUGGGCUAACCCAGGUCUUCUGGAUGCUAUACAACUGUGUUGUCCCUCUAGGCUAACCCAGGUCUUCUGGAUGCUAUACAACUGUGUUGUCCCUCUAGGCUAACCCAGGUCUUCUGGAUGCUAUACAACUGUGUUGUCCCUCUAGGCUAACCCAGGUCUUCUGGAUGCUAUACAACUGUGUUGUCCCUCUAGGCUAACCCAGGUCUUCUGGAUGCUAUACAACUGUGUUGUCCCUCUGGGCUAACCCAGGUCUUCUGGAUGCUAUACAACUGUGUUGUCCCUCUAGGCUAACCCAGGUCUUCUGGAUGCUAUACAACUGUGUUGUCCCUCUAGGCUAACCCAGGUCUUCUGGAUGCUAUACAACUGUGUUGUCCCUCUAGGCUAACCCAGGUCUUCUGGAUGCUAUACAACUGUGUUGUCCCUCUAGGCUAACCCAGGUCUUCUGGAUGCUAUACAACUGUGUUGUCCCUCUAGGCUAACUCCUAGGCAUCUACACAACAUAUGACGAAUCCCACUGGGCACAGACAUCCAAUUCAACAUCUAUUCAACUUUGUUUCAAUGUAAUUGAAUUGCAAUGAUGUGGAAACAACGUUGAUUGUGUUGUAUUCAUACCAGACAUCAUCAUCAUCAUCAUCAUCCUCAUUCAAAGGAAUUCUAACAUCAGAUUAUUAGAAGCGUGUGGUCUCUGUUAUAUGUUUUGUGUGUUUUAUGUUUUAUAAUGGUCAUGAGAUCAAGUCCCAAAGACAGUUUUUCUAUAGUUUUUUUAUUAUUUUUUUAUCUAUGAAAUAUAAACAUUUAAUAUAGAAUGUGACUAAAGGUAAAUCUAUUGCUUGCUACAGUAUGUGUAUGUACAUAAAUAUAUGUUACUAUCAGUCAGUUACGAAACAAGGGAAAUACACGUAACUUCCAAAAUAAAGGAAACCCCAACAUAAAGUGUCUUAAAUAAAAGCUUUAAUGCAUAGA
Molecule: messenger RNA, 6777 nt
Organism: Oncorhynchus keta (chum salmon)
Lineage: Eukaryota; Metazoa; Chordata; Actinopteri; Salmoniformes; Salmonidae
Product: fibroblast growth factor 5
Exons: 8
Coding region: 388-1119 (243 amino acids)
Biological process (GO): regulation of cell migration; animal organ morphogenesis; positive regulation of cell population proliferation
Cellular component (GO): cytoplasm
Molecular function (GO): fibroblast growth factor receptor binding; growth factor activity
Source: RefSeq, a predicted model, not a curated record